Molecule: messenger RNA, 918 nt
Organism: Penicillium egyptiacum
Lineage: Eukaryota; Fungi; Ascomycota; Eurotiomycetes; Eurotiales; Aspergillaceae
Source: the annotation of a GenBank genome assembly
AUGUCUCCUCCAACCGUCUUCGUCUGUGGUGCCACUGGCACUCAAGGAGGUGCUCUCAUCGACCAUUUACUCAAGUCUGACGUCAAAGUCCACGCCGUUACCCGUUCACUGAACUCUCCUGCUGCUCAAAGCCUCCAAAAUCUCGGUGUAGCAGUCUCGGAGGGCGAUUUCGACAACGACGAAUCCGUCAAACAAAACAUGACGAACUGCACCAGCCUCUUUCUCAACAUGAUGCCCGCACUCGGAGACCUCAACACAAGCCUUGAGCAAGCCCGCCGACUCCUCAAGAUUGCCAAAGAAUUAGGCAUCAAACAAGUCAUCUACACCAGCGGCGUGUCCGCCAACAAUCCUUCGCACAACAAACACUGGGAUCCCAACAGCAUCAUCAGCCAGAUGAUGCUCAACAAACAAGCAAUCGAAAACGAAAUCCGCAACGUAGGAUUUGAAAGUUGGACUAUUCUACGACCAGGCAAUUUUAUGACCAACUUCCUCUUCCCAAUGAACCAAAUGUACCCCGGGUUGGCAGCGAACGGGGCAUUUACUACAGCCCUCACGCCAGAUACACUGCUGCCCAUGGUUGAUCCCAAUGAUAUCGGCCGAUUUGCUGCUGCGGCAAUUCUUGAUCCUCUCAAGUUCAAUCACCAGGAGAUCGAGAUCGCUUCGGAAUUCAUGGGGGCGGAGGAGAUUAUGCGAGCCUUGUCGCGUGCGACUGGAAGGGCUUUCAAGGCCGUAUUCAUGUCUGACAAAGAGAUAGAUAAGCAGAGAGCUGUUAAUCCUUUCAUUGCAGGUCAGCUCAUGAUGCGCGAUAUGUCCUCGUUUGUGGAUUUGGAGAAGGUGAAGGCGUGGGGUCUUCCUCUUGGGACUUUUGAUCAGUUCUUGGUGCGUGAAAAAGCUAGAGUUGAUACAAGCUACCCAUGA